Molecule: messenger RNA, 576 nt
Organism: Gossypium arboreum
Lineage: Eukaryota; Viridiplantae; Streptophyta; Magnoliopsida; Malvales; Malvaceae
Product: transcriptional regulator SUPERMAN-like
Exons: 1
Coding region: 1-576 (191 amino acids)
Source: RefSeq, a predicted model, not a curated record
AUGGAGAAGAAGAGCUUGAGAGUCGACCAUAGCACCAUUAUAGGCAACAACAAGCUUAAGGGUUCCUCAUGGAGAGAGUUUGGAGAAGAAGAUUAUGUGUGUGGUGGGAUUCCAUGGCCGCCAAGAUCUUACACUUGCAGCUUCUGCAAGAGGGAAUUUAGGUCGGCUCAAGCUUUGGGUGGUCACAUGAAUGUUCAUAGGAGAGAGAGAGCUAGGUUAUUAAGACAGUCAUCUACUCCACCAGGGGACUACAACGGUCAGCCAUCUUUUCUUAAACUUAACCCUAACCCUAACCCUAAUUUCCGUUCUUCUUCUUCUUUGAUUGCUCGUCCAUUUUGUUCUACAUUACCUCAUCAUCUUUCUUCUUCAUCUUCUGGUUUCUCUAAUGAAAUGAAGAAAUGGCGAAGGAAGGGUGCAAAAUCAGUUUUUCAAGUCAAAGAAUUCAAGGAUUAUGAAUGUAAUAAUAAUAAUUUGUUGAAGAAGAAGAAGAUUAAUGAGAGUGUAAGGUUGGAGUUAGAGGUUGAUGUGGUUAGUGAUUCCAAGGAAGAUUUGGAUUUGGAACUUCGAUUGGGAUAA